AUGCCUUGUCUGUAGUGUCUUCAUGAGUAAAAUGUUUCUGCGGCUCAGUUAUUCAUCAGGGUCGAGUCUUCAUUUAGGAUUCUGCAUGUCAGACUUGAGAUUGACGCCAAGUAACAUUUCCACCGCCUCCCAGCGCUUGCAUGAAUGAUGGUAUUGUGGCAGAGUGUUGCGUAGGGAGAGCCGAUCGCCGAAGCACGUGCUGUAAAGAGGAGAUGGUGAGCAGAGACGGAGAGGACAGGGCAGCACAGACGAGGUGACUUUAGGACCGAGAAAGCUGUGGGAGGAAAAGAGGAAGGACUUGCUGAGAGAAGUUAAACUGCUAGGAGAGGCUGCAGUCCCCUGACCAUGGAGCGGAAUAUGCAGGUGUAGAAGAUGGAUGGAAGAAUGUUAAUAAGAGGAGACUAAAUUGGACUUUUUACUGAGGAUACUGUAAACGGUCCACUAACUACUAGCAGGAUGCAUCUGGUUGUGAAGCCUUCACAUAAAGCCAUGCUCACCGUGCUGCCUCACUUUGUGGAGAAAGCUGCUCUGACUCGGAGGGAGAUCUGUCGCAUCCUCAGUGAGAGCUUCUUCAUGGUCAAAGGAGCCGCCCUCUUCCUCCAACAAGGCGGCAGCGCACAAGGACCAAAGACGCCGACCCACCACAAACUUGCAGGUGAUUUACCUCAACACCUGCAGGUCAUGUUUAAGAUCCUUCGGUCUGAAGAUCGCAUUAAGCUGGCUGUACGGUUGGAGAGCGGAUGGUCGGACCGGGUGCGCUACAUGGUCGUCAUCUACACCAACGGCCAUCAAGACACAGAGGAAAAUAUCGUUGUGGGAAUGGACUUCACAGACAAGGACAGUAAAAAUUGCUCUAUUGGGAUGGUGCUGCCACUGUGGAGUGAUACCAACAUACAUUUAGAUGGAGAUGGAGGCUUCAGUGUGAACACGGCAGGGCGGUCACAUGUCUUCAAGCCUGUAUCUGUGCAGGCCAUGUGGUCUGCCCUGCAGGUCCUCCACAAGGCAUGCGAGGUGUCACGCCGGUUCAACUACUUCCAAGGGGGCAUUGCUCUCACUUGGAUGGCCUUCUAUGAGAGCUGCAUCACCUCAGAGCAAAGCUGUGUCAAUGAGUGGAAUGCUAUGAGUGACCUGGAGACCACCCGGCCCGACUCACCCACCAUGUUCGUCGACCGGCCAACUGAGCGAGAGAGAACAGAGUGUCUCAUUAAAGCCAAGCUACGCAGCAUCAUGACGUUUCAAGACCUGGAGAACAUCACCUCGAAGGAGAUCCGUAACGACCUGGAGCAGCAUAUGAGUUGUAACCUCAAAGAGUACAAAGAGUUCAUCGACAAUGAGAUGCUUUUGAUCCUGGGUCAGAUGGACAAGCCCACACUUAUCUUUGACCAUGUGUACUUGGGCUCUGAGUGGAACGCUUCUAACCUGGAAGAACUACGUGACUGCGGGGUGGGUUACAUCCUGAAUGUUACCAGAGAGAUUGACAACUUCUUCCCGGGGAUGUUUUCUUAUCACAACAUCCGGGUAUUCGAUGAGGAUGCCACCGACCUGCUGGCCCACUGGAACGACACCUACAACUUUAUUGUCAAAGCCAAGAAGAACAAUUCCAAGUGCCUGGUGCACUGUAAGAUGGGGGUGAGCCGGUCUGCCUCUACAGUUAUUGCCUAUGCAAUGAAGGAGCAUGGCUGGUCUCUGGAGAAAGCCUACAACUUUGUCAAGCAGAAACGGAGUAUCGCUCAGCCAAACGCUGGUUUCAUGAGACAGCUGGCAGAGUACGAGGGAAUCCUGGACGCAAGUAAACAGCGCCACAACAAGCUAUGGAGACCUGAAACAGAUGAGGAGGGAUCAGAUGAUUUGCAAGCAUCUGGCCACUGUGCUGGUGGGAAGGAGACACCAGUGCUCAGAGGGGAAGAAGCCUGGGGAGGCUGCAAGGCCUCUCCAUGCAGGGGUAUGGGUCUGGAGAUGGAGCCCCUUGACUCUCUUAACUAUAAUUAUUACUUCAGACGUUUGUCAGACUCUGCACUAGACAGUGAGCCCUCCACUCCAGUGCGGGGUCCCCCUCUGCUGGGUAUGGAAAGAGUUUUCAUUGAGAUUGAAGACGUGGAGAGGGAUGCCCUAUUGGAGGACGAGGGUUUCCCCAUGGCCCAUUUAGCCCUGCCUGGCGAGGGCACGGCAGCUCAGACGUGUGGCCGCCUCGACCCCCUGGAGGACAUGAGACUAAGGCUCGAGAUCAGUACUUUAGAGGAAGAGGAUGAGGAAGAGGCCAAGAAAGAGGAAGCUGAGAUGGCGGCCUUGGCUCAAACACCUGGAAAUUCGGAUGGGAAGAGGGCAGGGGAGGAGGCCGAGAGGACGGAGGAAAGCCGGUUAGGCCUCGCCAACCUGAACACCAACAACAGCAACCGCCUAGCCGCCAAGCGCAGCUGCCCUGCGGCUUUUGACGACAGUGCUAGCACAGGAAACCCUUUAAAAGUGAAGCCCUCCUAUCAGUCCUGUAAAGACUGCCUGCGUCUACCACAAGGGCGGCGCUGUGACCGUCCAGCAGGAGGCCGUUCUCACCGCCUUAACCCCUCCCGCCACUGCACUGUCCCCACCAUAUGCAUAGAUCCGCCUGGGACUCAUUUUGCCUCCACCCCAAUUCUGCAGUCUCUGCAAGCCCCUGCAGCUGUCCCACCUAACUUGGUCCAGUCCUGUAGUCAUCUGUACCGCUGUGCCACCUGCACCCCCGGUGUCCCACUAACCAACCGCCAGAAACUGGUCUCACCCAUGAGCUGUGAGGAGACGCCACCUGACCGCAGCUCGGUGGAGACAGAGGACAUGGAUGAACCACAGGGGGACAACGCGGGAGAAGAAAUAUCAAGGGAGAGUACAGGGGCCCUGGCACAGUUGCAAAUGCCAGGACUGGGGAUAGAAUUUGGUCUGGAACUGAUGCGACAGAGGGCGGAGCAGCUUGAGAAGCUGCCAAGCUUGGCCAUGGAGGGCCAGCUCCCAGUGGGGCCCCUCCCUUAAUACAGUGGCCCGGACAUGGAUGACAUGGAGGAGGAGGCUUACCUCCAGCAGGUACACUAUGAUGGCUGUUGGCCUUUUUAAAUGACUGAUGGUGUCGUACAAGAAACAAAGCUCUGCUUUGACCUGUACUGUCAUGUCCUGGCCUCAUAGCUGCACUGUCACAAGCUGCAACAGCCCUCUCCUUUCCAGGGAGUGUCCUGUCAUUGCCUACUGGCAUUAAGAUCCAGAUGAGGCUGGUUGUUUUGACCAUACGCUUAAGGCUUGAAUGCUUCUGGCCAGGUAAGGACUGAAGACUUUCCCGUAUCCUUCCACUUGUCCCUCAGACUGGAUUGAGCCCCUUCUGGCCUCUUCGGAGCCUGCUGGCCCCACACCACAUACAGGAUCAUCACACUUCCCCACAGCCCUGUGGAGAUGAGUGUUAUGCUGCCAUUUUACCCUCAAUAGACAGGUUUGGCAUAUUCCCAAGACAGCAGACAAUGGUGGUUGUUGUACCUUUCUGACUCCUGAGAAAGCUAUAGCUAGCACUUUGAUGUUGAUGGAAAGAAAAAUACCUGAAGUAACAUGCUUCUGUCAGUGUACUGUAUUUUUUUCAAUCCAGCUCAUCAACUGUAUUCAUGAAGGAAACUCAAUGAAUGUUUGCAGUUGAGCCAUUUUGAUUGCAUUGCAGCAUCUCCUCAUGUUACCACUGAUAGCUGAAUCCUCACUAACCUUCACUUAUAUUUUUCCCUGCUGCAGCUGCUUUUGCAUUACGAAAGGGCAUUCCACGUGGAAGCAUAAUUAUUUUUAAAAAGGAUGUGAGCCUUUUUAUGCCUCUUUGUAAAGCGUUGUACCUCGGACCACAAGCAUCUCGGAACUGUUUUGGUCAAAGACUCUUUUGUUGUCUCUGCUCAGUGGCUGGUUCACCCUGACCAUCUCUAUUAAAGUUAACAUAAUCAUGUACUUAGAGCACUCACUUUAUCACCAUGCAUGACUUAUGUGCAGUAUUACAAAACAUAUCGUCAACAUGCUUCGAAAGAAAACGUAUUUAAGUUGUCUUUUUUGAAAUACUGAAAGUUUUGGCAUUGAAAUGUGUCGUUAUUCAGUUUAAAUGACGACAAUCAUUCGCAAGAUGGAUGGUCAAUUGGUUUUAUGCCUAAAAGAAUGACAAAAAAAAAAGACUGAAGUUGUUGUUCAGACUUUACAUCCAUUCAUUCAGAUGUCAGGAAACAUUCAGAAGCUCAAAUGUAAUCUUAUUUUCCACUCUUGGUCUGAUCACUUCCUGAUGAACCAAAGCCAUAUCAUGUUGCCAGGUCCAGUUAAUCCCCAUCGUGAUUUAAAUGCUUCUCUUACUUUCUUACCCAGUCUGCAUCUGGGUAGUCAUUAAUCUAAGAGGCUCCCAUGGCAAACAUGACUUAAGCGGUUACAUUUUUGGUCACAUGUUGAAAAACCACAGGCUACCUUCCCUUGAACCCGCAGACAUUUGCAAAGGCACACUAAUCAUGUAUAAAUUUAGCACUUGAGCACAACUCUAGUAUCCAUUCACACGUUUCAGAUCUAUAGCUAUGUUUAAUCAAAAUAAUUUGAGAACACUAAAGCAGAAAUAGACAUGAGAAGUAGUUCCAUUCUUUGCUUGCAGUGUAGAGUCCAUCAUUGUGAGUGUAGUUUAUUUGAUUAUUAUAUUAUUAUAAUAUUGAGUUCCACAUUACCAAAUUAAAUAUUUCUAGUUACAGUGUGAACAUUGGAUAUAUAUUCUUAAUUUACAAUACUAGAUGUCCUUUAUUUUAAAUACAGAAAAAAUAACUUAUCAAGAAGACUGCAAAGCCCGGCACUCACAGGUUUUUCAACUCUUUUCCUCAUGUUAUUUAGUCCAUUUUGUACAUGUUCAGACAGCCUGAGGCAUGUUUUGUUCAAAUUAUGCCACCAAUCCAAAGUUGCUGUGCCACAGUGUGUUGCUCUACUAGUUAUUCUGUUAUUAAUGUUGUGUUCCUACUGUUUUUGGCACGCUGGGUGUGCUAGAAUGGUACUGAAUGAUGCCUGUUUGUAUGCAGGAAAAGCACAUGCAAGUGUUAUUACUGUUUAAAGAUCUGAGUGAAUCAGAAGAAAUGAAAACUGUGCAAAGAAUGAAUGCAAAUUAUUUAAUCAUCUUUAACCAUGAGGUUAUUGUAUUUUGUUUGUUUGUUUGUUUGUAGAUUUAGCUUUUCUUUAGUUAAGCAGAAACGUCAAUGCAUCCUUCUCCCCCAGGGAGCUGCAGGUUUGCACCGCUAAUUAGAUUUAAAUAAUUUGGCUUUGCCUUUAACCUGUUCUUUUCCUCAUGUGAGCAUGAUGUAACGUAAGGCACUUACAAAGUUGUUGACAGCAGCUGAUACCGCAAACAUUUGAAAUGGAGCCGUUUUUAAAGAAAAACGUUACAUAAAAUAUUGCAGCUGUAAGAAUUAAGUAAUGUUAUAAAGUGGCAACCUAAAGACAUGAGUGUGAUAUCUUUUUCAUCUAACUCCCAGCAAGAAAUCAAAGAAGUGUAUCUCCCAAAAUGUUAAACUCUUCCUUUUAAUAUAUUGUUAUUAUGAUUCUAAUUUAAACCAGUUGUUUUCAGUAUGUUGACAGGUGGGCCUGACAUAAAUCCUUCUGUUUGCAUUCCCAGACCACAGCACUAUGUUUGGUUAUUUGCUUCAUGUUUUGAAUUUGUGUUUGUAUUUAAGUGCCUUAACCUUGGCCUUAGCUCUAUCAUAAAGCAUCACAGGCGUUGCAAAUGUUUCUGUGAGUGUGUUGAUGGUCUGGCUUUUUGUACAUUACUUAUCCUCCCUCCCAAUAAUAACCAUGCUCCUUGCAGUGUAUAACUCGGCACAAAAUAAUAAUGUAUGCAAACACACAAGCUCAUGCACAGCAGCCUUUCGCGCCCCAAUACACUCAUAAUUGAUGGACUUCCAUUUAUUAAUAGCCUAUAAUAAUAUUGUAUUUGUUUGAUAUUGUUGACUUGUGGUACACUGUAUUGGUUCAAUAGCUGGCUGAAGAACCUUACUUGCUGGAAUGAGAACUAUCAUUUACAUUCAAACAUUAGAUAGGAUGGAUUUAAGUCUGACAUUUACCAGUCUGUAUAUAUUUUUCUCUACAAUUUGCUAUUGAGUACAUUAGCUUGCAAAUGUGGUCAAUAUUAAGAAAAGCACUGAUAAUGCUACUGUGUAUUGAGAAGUACUCAUAAUUAAGUUCUCGUGUUUGUACCACAGCAAAAAAAAAAAAGACUGGGCCAUCUCUAAUUUAGGCAAGUGUCUUCAGGCUCUAUUAAAAAUGGCAAUGAUUGAAAUUUUUUAUUGCAUUAUUCCCAGGCAGCAGGCAUCAAACUGACAAUCCUACUUACGAGCCAGACAUUGAGGACUUUGUGUGGAAGGAUAUUAAGACAUAUUGUAAUUUAAAAAUGGGGGUCCAGGCAUUUCUAGAGUGUAUUUAUAGAGCACAAGUCUGCCCCAAAGCAUGUGAGGUUGAGACGAGUGGAAAAUGUAGAACAUGUAAAACCUACCUGGGAGUAAGAUUUUGUUACGUUAAUUGUUUUUUUGUUAACUUUGUGUACUGUGGUGUACAUUGCCAAUGUUCAUGUGUAAUGCACUUUUUUUUACAUUUUGUUAAAAUGAUGUCCAGUCUAAUGUUUAUCAUGGAAAUAAACCAUUUCCUCUG
Molecule: messenger RNA, 6645 nt
Organism: Sander lucioperca (pikeperch)
Lineage: Eukaryota; Metazoa; Chordata; Actinopteri; Perciformes; Percidae
Gene: ssh1b
Product: slingshot protein phosphatase 1b
Exons: 15
Coding region: 457-3000 (847 amino acids)
Biological process (GO): actin cytoskeleton organization; negative regulation of actin filament polymerization; protein dephosphorylation
Cellular component (GO): cytoplasm
Molecular function (GO): actin binding; protein tyrosine/serine/threonine phosphatase activity
Source: RefSeq, a predicted model, not a curated record